Labeo rohita (rohu) is the source of this 3972-nucleotide messenger RNA. It is a transcript of the gene ptprn2, whose product is annotated as protein tyrosine phosphatase receptor type N2. Lineage: Eukaryota; Metazoa; Chordata; Actinopteri; Cypriniformes; Cyprinidae. The record is from RefSeq and is a predicted model, not a curated record. Gene Ontology annotation, molecular function: protein tyrosine phosphatase activity. The transcript has 23 exons. Gene Ontology annotation, cellular component: secretory granule. The coding region runs from base 279 to 3380 and encodes 1033 amino acids. Gene Ontology annotation, biological process: protein dephosphorylation.
GCUGCAAACUAAAUACAACCCACCGCGCAGAAGUCUUAAAAAACACACAUCGAGAAAGCGCAAGUAGCUAGUGACGUCAGUAUCCGAGGCGGGGCGCUGACCGUGGUGCUGAACGCGCCUCUCGCCUCUUGGAGUUGAGUACAGGACACGGGGUACCAGAGCAUCACUCAUCUCACUAUCCUCCAUCGCAUUCGCCUCUGACCUACUUCCGCUAUAAUCACAUCACCCCUGAAACGUGAGAGCCGCUAUGCCGAAUUAACGAGAGCUGUUUGGGCUUGAUGGGCAGGAUGGCUUCCGUGCGCGCGCUGCUCCUCCUCGCCUUGCUCUCUGUCCACGCGCUCGCCGUUGCCUUCGCGGACAGGAAAUUCGGUUGUCUGUUUGAAGAUGAGGUAUGUGAGUCGUAUGAAGCCUGCAUCAACGAUGGGGUGUUUGGUCAGUGUAAGAGUUAUUCAGGUUCAGUUCCCUACACUUACGAUGUGUCUCCAGCAGCUGUGCAGCGCUUGAGGAACGUUGUUCAGAAGCUGGCCCACAGAGGAUAUACUUGGCAAGAUGACACAACUCAGGAGGUAAUCUCAAAAGAGCUUUCACAACUACCCAAGGUUCCUCUUGGAGGAUUUACAAACACCUUUUCUCGUUUCAAUGGCAAUUCCAGGAAGCUGAAGGCUCAGAAAGAAGAAGUGAGCAGGACACUGCAGAGAUACCUUCAAGGUUUCCUGCCUUCUGAUGUUGCCUCCUUCAAACAGAGUCCUCAAGGGCAGCAAGUGCUUUGGAAGUACAAGGGAGAUGGACCCCGUAAUCAUAAGGGUGUAAUCCAGCUCAAAGAGAAGCCUCCUUCACCUCACAUCUCCUACCUACAAGGCCGACCUGAUCUCCAGGCCAUUGUGGAACAGCCUCCCCCAGGUCGCUCAUACUUCACUGGUUUUGAACAGGAUCAUACUGGAGUCCCUCUUGCUGAGCUUCAGCAGUAUCAAGCUGGGCCCAUGAGAGCACAAGAUCCUGGUAAAGGUCAAACACAGGGAAAGCUACGUUACUUCAGCCUCCAGCGCACUCCCGCUACCAAAAUAGAAAAACUGCCAGGAGCUUCCAAGCAACCUCCAAAGCCCCAAAUCGAAAAAUUGUUUUUCAAAUCUUCACCAAGCAGCCCUGCCUACAAGGAGGACCUCAGUUCAGUAGAUGAGAAGUUUAUUGAUGGAGUGGUUAACCAGCUCGGGCGUCAGAGUGUCAAUGUGGAUACUUUGACCCCAAAGGACCUGGACAAGCUUUCCAAGGUCAUCACCCAGGCCCUGCAGGUGGUGGAUGGAGUGGAAGGAGUUAAAGGUAGAGAAGCCACACAGGAUGAAAAGGAGACAAAGAGGGAACCCAAUCAAGAGUUACAUCAGAUGGAGAAAGCAGGAGAUGACACCACACAUAAAGAAAAAGAAGAUACUGCCCUUAAAUCUGAUGAUAAGGACGAAGGUUUUAUCAGCCAGCUGCUGGAGUUCCUGGAUCAUAACUCUGGCCCUAGAUCUGCACGUCCUCCCCAAGCAGAAGAGCCUUUUCUGGGCUAUGUUGACCAGCCAAAUGCUGGAAGUCCGUUGAGAGCUAGUUUGGAGAAUGUCCAGAGCCGGACAACGCAGACAGAACUGGACCUGAUGAGGAAGAAAAUGGAACCUGACACUUUGGAUAUAGAGCCACUGGUGGACGCUGAGGUAGAUCAGUGGAUGCACGGCUCUCCAGAAAUGAAACCAGAGGUUCAACUAGGAAAAGAGCCACAAAAAAAUUCCAUGGAGAAAGAGGAGGUGGAAAAGAAGGGUGUGAGAGUGGAGGUGAAUGUUGCAACGUAUUCAAGUCCACAUGAUGGAGACUUUGGCUACAUUAUUACUGAAGAUUCGCUGUCCACUGAUCAGGGGCUGAACCUCAUGGAGCUCUUAGCUGAGAGAGUCAGCCUUCAUGUAACAGAUUUUCUACAGCUCUCGGUUCUGGGUCCAGCGGUAACCUUUCGAGUGCGUCCCAAUGCUCAAAACAUCAGCACAGCCCAGCUAGCCAAAGUGGCAGUUGAGCAGAAAGGACAGCUGGAGAAGGAGAGUGGUCUGCGGAUUCUUGAGGCUGGUCUGAGUGAUAGGGGCAAACUGAACCACAUCCCCGUGGUCAAACAGAGUCAAGUGGAGCCAGGCAACUUUUUGAUUCUGGUGGUGGUUUCCAUGGUUUUUAUUGUCAUGGUGUUGGGGAUGUCGGGCGCUCUGUACUGCUUGCGGCAUCGCUCCCACCAUAAGCUGAAGGAAAAGCUGGCUGGUUUGGGAAGCUACACAGGCCACGAUGCCACGGCAGCCUAUCAGGAUCUCUGUCGUCAGCGAAUGGCGGUGCAGACAUCAGAGCGUGGAGACCGAUCAGAGGUGUUUCAUCCAUCGCACACGUCACGCAUUAACAGCGUGUCCUCACAGUUCAGUGACGGACCGAUGCAGAGUCCCUCCGCCCGCAGCAGCACAUCCUCCUGGAGUGAAGAGCCUACCCAAACCAACAUGGACAUUUCCACUGGACACAUGAUACUGUCGUAUAUGGAGGAUCACCUGCAGAAUAAGGAUCGUUUGGAUAAGGAGUGGGAGGCUCUCUGUAGUUACCAGGCUGAGCCAGCAGCAUGUGUGGUGGGUCAGGAGGAACAGAAUGUCCAGCGCAACCGCCCACACGGCGUCCUUGUGUAUGAUCACUCCAGAGUCAUCCUGAAGCCGGAGAAUAACCAAUCCAGGUCUGAUUACAUCAACGCCAGUCCCAUUAUGGACCAUGACCCCCGAAACCCUGCUUAUAUCAGCGCUCAAGGUCCUCUUCCCUCCACAGUGGCAGACUUCUGGCAGAUGGUUUGGGAGAGUGGCUGUGUGGUUAUUGUCAUGCUGACACCUCUUGCUGAAAACGGCAUCAAACAGUGUCAUCAGUAUUGGCCUGAUGAAGGCUCCGACCUCUACCACAUAUAUGAGGUAAAUCUGGUCUCUGAGCAUAUCUGGUGUGAUGACUUCCUGGUGCGCAGUUUCUACCUGAAGAACGUCCAGACUAACGAGACCCGCACAGUCACUCAGUUCCACUUCUUGUCCUGGAUGGACCAGAAUGUUCCAGAGUCAGCUAGAACCUUGCUGGACUUCCGCAGAAAGGUUAACAAGUGCUACCGGGGCAGAUCUUGUCCAAUAAUUGUUCACUGCAGCGAUGGCGCUGGAAGGAGUGGAACCUACAUCCUGAUUGACAUGGUUCUGAAUAAAAUGGCCAAAGGUGCAAAGGAGAUUGAUAUUGCUGCUACCCUGGAGCACCUGAGGGACCAGAGAUCAGGCAUGGUACAGACCAAGGAACAGUUUGAGUUUGCAUUGACUGCUGUAGCGGAAGAGGUGAACGCCAUCCUGAAAGCUCUUCCUCAGUAAAGGAGACUUUCACAAACACUUCCGAACUAUCUUCUUCCUCUCUUUUCUGUGUAACCUGGAUGAUUAUGAAAACUGACGCAAUUUUAAGCUCUAUCCAAACUGCAUAAGACAUUUCUUUCUACUAAGUGUGUGUAAAAUUCUAUAGCAUUGAAAUAAUUGUUUAGAACGACAUUCAACUAGCCAACUAGGCAUGCAAUCAUAGAUUGUAUUUGCUGCUCGGAUUGGUGUUUACAUACCCGCUAGUUGUGCGUAUGAAAUAUCUGAAGUAUAUGUGUUUAUGUGAAGCAGAUGUGAUCUUACUGCAGUUAUGUUCUUAUACAGUGACUACACUUCAGUUUUGGAUGAGCAAUACUAAUGCGACAGUGAGAAUACUACAGUAUAUUACAGUUGUGAUCUCCCUUGCAUCAACUUUUGUUGUUGUGAUAUAUUGUUUCUAGAUCAGCUAGUAAACAGAUUGUAUUACAUAAAGAUAAAUCGAUUAUACAUACAGAAUGAACCGUGUGAUUAAAAAUGGUCUGCCAAAAUGUAAUUGUACAUAUUUUUGUGUGUGCGAUAUAAAAGUAACAAUAAAUCUGAAAAUGCUGAAGCUUGA